AAAUGCUAGACUGAUAACAGUAACAAAAAUAACAACGACGAGCAAAAGAACAAGGAAAAAAAAAAUGCUUAUUAAAGAGUAUAGGAUACCACUUCCUCUCACCGUAGAGGAUCAUUUGCCUGGAUGGUUUAAGAGCUUGUUACCUAAAACCGCGCUGCAGACUCAAGAAGAAGCGUGGAACGCUUAUCCUUAUACUAAAACUCGAUAUACGUGUCCGUUUGUUGAAAAAUUUUCGGUUGAAAUAGAAACGUACUAUUUUCCAGAUAACGGGCAUCAAGAAAAUGUAUUCCAGUUGUCUGGUAGUGAUUUGCGUAAUCGAAUUGUUGAUUUUAUUGACGUGGUAAAGGAUAAGCCUGUUGGUGGUGAUUAUGUCCAAGAGGAAGAUCCUUUGCUGUAUGUAUCCCAAAAAACAGGCCGUGGACCGCUUACUGAAAAUUGGCUUCAAGAUUAUUGGGCUGAAGUUCAAGGAAGACCACAACCUACGCCUUCAGGAAAGUCACUGAUGUGUGCGUAUAAACUUUGUAGGGUUGAGUUCCGUUACUGGGGCAUGCAAACCAAGCUGGAAAAAUUUAUUCACGAUGUGGCAUUACGGAAAACUAUGGUACGAGCGCACCGUCAAGCGUGGGCAUGGCAAGAUGAAUGGAUCGGUUUGACAAUGGAAGACAUAAGACAAAUAGAAAAAGAGACUCAACUGGCACUGCAGCGAAAAAUGGCUGCUGCAGAAGCUGCUGAACGUGGUGAGAUGGCUAUUGAUGGCUACGAGGACAAUCACAGUGACUCAAAUACUCCAGCAGCGACGCCACAGGGAGCUACUGAUGUUGCCAAAACAUUUGCUGCAACUCUUGGUAGCAUUGAGAAAAACGAAGAUCUCCAAAGUCCGCCGUCUAUUCGUAAACCUUCGGAUAUUCCUGUUAUUAAUACCGCUCGUAGUUCUGAAGGUGAUAUCAGCCCUGAAGAUUCUCCUACUACAGUUUUACCACCUGGGUCAAAGAUUACUCUUAACAAAUUUGAAACUAAAAAAGUUUGGAAGCACACCAGUCAUUCAAUUCACUCCCCGAGUUCUGCUAAAAGCUUCGACAUCCAGAUUGCUAAUUGGCGUAUGGAGAGUAUCGUCCGUGAAUCUGAAUCAGGCAGCGAGGAUGAAUUUUUUGAUUGCCAAGAAGACUUUGGUGACAAUACAUCUCUGGCAAAGUGGAGCUCGUUGGACCUCUUGACGGACAAAGAAGACUCCCUGUCGCCUUCAGUACCAACAGCAUCAGUAGCUGGAGUAUCAUCUUCAAGCAGCAGGCAUGACGACAGUAUAUUUUCCCACUCAUACUUGCAGCGAGUCGCCAGUGAGCGUAGUGGUAAAAGACUUCACAUACGUCCGUCAGCGAGUAUAGAUUUAUCAUGCCCAGCUUCACCUCAACACUCACCAACGCACCAGCCCUGCCGAACAACGGUAUUACUGAUAGUUAUGCAUGCCGGCAGUGUCCUGGAUGCCAAUGUUGAUUUAUCUGCUAAAAAAUCAGACAUAACAACAUUUCGCGGUGCCUUUGAAUCUGUUAUGCGUCAACAUUAUCCCAGUAUGGUUGGACAUAUUGCUGUAAGAUUUGUCUCAUGUCCAUCAAUAUGUACCGAGGGAUUGGGAAUACUAUCCAGCUUAAGUCCUUACAGUUUUGACGUAUCACCCUGUUGUGUUGACUCUCCACAAAUUACAAAUGACACCAUUCCAAUAGGAUCAAUCCCACUGUUGGCAUGUUCAUCUUCGGAUUAUCAAGAUGCUGUUUCAAAAGUUAUCACCGGAGCUAAUCAAGUAUUUGGAGAAUUUAUAAAAUCGGAUGAAGGUCGUGGAUUUGCUGGACAAAUAUCAUUUGUCGGAGACUCUGUUGGUUCGAUAUUAACUUACGAUGCGCUCUGUCGGUCCGUUCAAUAUCAAUCGAGACACGACAGUGAAAAUAGUAUUUUAGAAAACGACAAUCAACCUGGAGGUGAUCAAAGUGAAGAUGGCAAACACUUAACGGCACCUUUACCAAGAAGACGUUCAUCAUCAACCAGCGAUUCAUCUCAAUGUAAAUUAGAAUUUGACGUCAGUGAAUUUUUUAUGUUUGGCAGUCCGCUGGCGUUAGUCCUUGCUUAUCGUAAAAUAUCCUCAAGCAAUGAUAAAGGCACAACGGUGCCUAGGCCGCUUGUCAAUCAAGUCUACAAUCUAUUUCAUCCUACGGAUCCGGUAGCUGCGCGCUUAGAACCUAUUAUAUCAGCUCGAUUUUCACAGUUACCUCCGGUCAAUGUCGCACGUUAUCAAAAAUAUCCGCUCGGCAACGGACAACCUUAUCAUUUACUUGAAGCCAUUCAAACGAAUCCACAAUUGUUUGCUGAUGGAUUGAAUGCUCCAAACACACCACUUCAGCAUCUAAGAAGAAUGUCUGACAUAUCUCUUCAAAGUACCAUGUCGGUAACACACAAGUGGUGGGGAAAUAAAAGAAUAGAUUACGCACUCUACUGCCCAGAAGGUCUUGCAAACUUUCCAACAAAUGCAUUACCGCAUUUGUUCCACGCAAGUUACUGGGAAUCAUCAGACGUAAUUGCAUUUAUAUUAAGACAAAUUGGUAGAUUUGAUUUGCCGAUGCUUGGUGGUGAAGAAAAAGAUUUAGCCUGUUUCCGUCCAGGUCAGCCACGAGAAAAGUGGAAUAAAAAACGUACCUCGGUUAAACUUAAGAAUGUCGCGGCGAAUCAUCGAGCUAAUGACGUAAUCGUACGCGAAGGUUUGCCGCAGAUAUUAAUUGCAAGAUUUAUGUACAGCCCCAUAGAUGUUAUCGCAUUGACUGGCGAAAAGGUUGACAUUCAUGUGAUGAAGGAUGCACCCGCUGGAGAAUGGACAUAUCUAUCAACAGAAGUAACGGAUAAAAAUGGUCGAAUUACUUAUAGAAUACCCGAUGAUAAAGCAUUAUCUUACGGUCUUUAUCCAAUUAAAAUGGUUGUAAGAGGUGAUCACACGUCUGUAGAUUUUUUUAUGGCUGUAAUACCUCCAAAUACAGAGUGUGUUGUGUUCAGUAUUGACGGAUCUUUUACAGCAAGUAUGAGCGUGACAGGACGAGAUCCAAAAGUCCGUGCUGGUGCUGUUGAUGUCGCUAGACAUUGGCAAGAACUUGGAUAUCUAAUAAUAUAUAUAACAGCUCGACCAGACAUGCAGCAGCAAAAGGUAGUCUCUUGGUUAUCACAGCACAAUUUUCCACAUGGAUUAGUGUCUUUUGCUGAUGGAUUGUCUCGCGAUCCGCUUGGCCAUAAAGCUGCUUACUUGAACAACUUGAUCCAUGAGCACGGUGUAAUAAUUCAUCAGGCGUACGGUAGCAGCAAGGAUAUUGCCGUUUAUACGGCAGUUAAUUUAAAACCCCGGCAAAUAAUUAUUGUUGGGAAAGUGCCGAAGAAGCAUCAAUCACUGGCGACUGUACUCAGUGAAGGAUACGCUGCUCAUUUAAGUCAACUGCAAUCUUAUGGUGGAUCAAGACCUGCUCAGGGUAAUGCGAGAAUGGUGAUACCUCGAGGACAAUUUGGUUUACCUGGUUUAAAUUCGUCGCUUCGACGAAGAAGUAAAACGCGUUCGAAUACGAGCCACGGCUCUAUUUUUCCAGUAAGGAGACAACGGUCAGCACAUCAGCUCGCAACAGCUUCUUUUAGGACAGCCAAACGUACCAUAUCAUCUUCAAUGUUUCAAAAUAAAUCGGAACAACUGGAACGGAGCACAAGUGUUGGGCCAUCAUCGAGAAGAUCAUCACCGCCUCUUACAAAAACAACUACUUCUGAUAAACCC
Molecule: messenger RNA, 3790 nt
Organism: Cotesia congregata
Lineage: Eukaryota; Metazoa; Arthropoda; Insecta; Hymenoptera; Braconidae
Source: the annotation of a GenBank genome assembly